AUGCCGAAACGAAAGCAAGACGCGAGUUCAGAUUAUAAAGAAAGAUGUGAGUUACUCGAGAAUACUUUUUUACAAUCCUCGAACCAUUCAAAUAUUUUCAGUGAAGAAAUCGAAUGAAGAAUUUCAAAACGUGAAAGAUGUUUGUGUUUCAAUAAUGCAUUCAAUGGGCGAUUCAGAUUUUCCACUCAAAGAGAACGAAGACUUCGUAAUCGAUGUUUUGAAAAACGAAUUAAUUGUGAUGCUCGAAGAUAUUUGCAAGUUGAAAAAAUCGAAAAAUAUCAAAACUCGCAUAAGUAUUUGUGAUUUGAUUCGUUCGAUGAAAAAUGAAUUCGGCCUUUUGUCCAGGUUUAUUAACUAUAUGACUGUAAGUUUUGUUGUUUAUCUAUUUAUCAAUUAAAAUUUUUUGCAGAAAAAAGUUGAGAUGUCUCAAUAUCUAAAAGUCAGUAAACAAAAAACCAGCGGCUCUGAAAAUAUUUUUGGGCAAGAAAUUGAAGGCGGAAGCGAUGAAGAAGCUGAGAAAGAAGAAAGUAUCAAUGAAAUUGGUGAAUUAGAAGGCGAAGAAGGUGAAUUGCUAGAAAAACGGAGAAAAAAACUAAUGACAAAAGAUGAGAGUUUGUUGGAAGAAGUUAAAGACGCUUUCAAAGAAUUGGACCUGGAUUUUGAGACUUUUGAGAAUUUUCAAUGUGAAAGAUAUGCUUCACGUCAAAAUGCAAUCCUCAAACAUAUUGAAUUGAUGUCUACUGAUUCAUACACUGCAUUUACCGAAUCUCGAAGGAUUUCAUUUCAAAAACCAGCAAAUUAUAGAAAUACAGCAUCAACAACUACAAGGUAAUCUAAAUUUAAAAUUAUUAUGAGAAAUGAAUAUUUUUUCAGAAAGAAGGCCACCUCAAUUCAAUCAUUGAUUGGAUGGAUCGGUAAUCCACCAUUGCAAAGUGAAUCCGCCGAGAUAUUUCUCGCAUUUUUUGCAAAAGAAGUAAUUGGCGAAGUUGUUGGCUCAGCGCUUAUUGAGAAAUACAGUGUGAGUAAACUUUUUAAAAGUUUUUUUCUGUCAAAAAUGUGUUCGAGAUAUUCUAAUCCCCAAAAAAAAAUUUCAGGAGCCAAUAAAAUGCGGUGCAUUCGGAAUGGUUGAUGAUUGUUUGGAAGUGAAGCACUAUGAAGAGGCGAUGAGGAAAAAUGAGAAAUUUCGAAAAUUCUCAAGAAUUUUCAUGUAA
This is a messenger RNA of Caenorhabditis angaria, 1211 nucleotides long. Lineage: Eukaryota; Metazoa; Nematoda; Chromadorea; Rhabditida; Rhabditidae. The record is from the annotation of a GenBank genome assembly.